UCCAAAGAUGGAGCUGCAAGAAGAAGAUAUGAAUCGUUUGAUGAAGUUAUUUACUGAAUUUUUGAAAGUAUUGUACAAUGAUUUCAAUUUAUUAGACGUUUUACCUAGAGAUUCAUUGGAGCACAAUGUAGAUGUGUGUACAGAAGAAUUUAUCAACAGUUUAAAGAGACUCGUAACAGAUUUAAAGGAUAUACAAAAGAAAUUACAAGAAAAUCAGGACAAACUCAACAAUGAUAAAAGCACAGAUGAUUCAGUGGAAUUAGGUGACACAAAUGUAGAGAUGGAGAUGAUUGAAUGUAAGGGUGAUAGUUUACAACAUAAGACUCAGGAUACCUAUCAAACCCAGUCAUCUGUCCAAGCUUGUGAAAAAGACAACAUUGCCAACAGUAACAUACAAAUUAAAGCUUCUAGCCAAGAGAUAGAAAGGAGAAUUGCUGCUUUCAUUGAACAAAAGAGACAGGAGGUGGAUGAACUAAAUAUAAGAGAAUUCUGCUCAACGGUCUCACCAGUGUCAGAAACUGACAGUAGCUGUGCCCGUGUUGAUUCAGUGUUUGAUACCAGAAUUGGUGGAAAAAGUCAUAUCAAAGUGACACGAGUGGUAAAUCUUCAAGGACCACAAACCCAGGUCAGUCAGCCUAACCAUCUUACUGUGGUAAAGAAGGAACCCGUGGAGGAUCCAAGUUUUUCUGCUGGGAUAGAGGAGCGUCUUCAAAAUAUAGAGACCCACCUCAAGCUUGAUAAAAGAGAACAAAGAACAGAUCUAUUCACCAGGGUUAAGAAAAUGGAAGAGCGAAUAUUAUACUUGGAAAGUCUGUCACCAGAAUACUUCAGUAGUGGAAUACCUUUACCCAUGUCUUCCAAAAGAAGAAGAGCAUCAGCUAGACAACCUGUGAAUUUUCAGGAUGUGAAUAAUAUGACAGUAUCAGAUAUUGAUGAUCGAAUUCAUAUGCUGAGAGAAUCUUUGAGGAGGAAGGCCAUGAACAGAGUUUAACAAUUCAGAUCUCUACACUAUCAAAUAGGGACAUUUCUGUACUACAUGUAUUCUUUGCCCAAACUUCGGUGUGCAGUAUGCAGCUUGCAUCAUUAUCAUUGUCAAAGCAUGAAAAAGAGUUAGGGUAUGGAUUUUCAUUGAGGAAAAAAAAAACAAAUACAUGUAAAAGGAAAUCUGUUACUUUAUUUUAGGAAAUUUCUACUUGGAUGGACUUAUCCAAUAAUACUUUCUGUGUUGGCACUGUAAGAUAAAUGUGUAUAAUGAUAAAUUAUGACAAGUAGGCAUAGAAGAUAGAAUGUCAGCGAUUGUGCUUUGCAAGUCUCAUACAAAAUAUUAAUGACAUAAAAAUAAAAUGUACCUGUGUAUUAAAAAUAUUGAUAAAAUGAA
Molecule: messenger RNA, 1378 nt
Organism: Saccostrea echinata
Lineage: Eukaryota; Metazoa; Mollusca; Bivalvia; Ostreida; Ostreidae
Product: MAP3K12-binding inhibitory protein 1-like
Exons: 9
Coding region: 8-991 (327 amino acids)
Source: RefSeq, a predicted model, not a curated record